This is a messenger RNA of Amphimedon queenslandica, 2953 nucleotides long. Its product is annotated as MICAL-like protein 1. Lineage: Eukaryota; Metazoa; Porifera; Demospongiae; Haplosclerida; Niphatidae. The transcript has 9 exons. The record is from RefSeq and is a predicted model, not a curated record. Gene Ontology annotation, molecular function: protein binding. The coding region runs from base 18 to 2822 and encodes 934 amino acids.
AUACUCAUGAAUAAUUAAUGAGGCACGCCCAUUCAAAGACCCAUUCAUUCAAUUUCAUUGGAGCGAAGAAAGGAAUGGCGAGACAAGCAGGAAUGAAGGGACUCCAGUUAUGGUGUAAGCAGGUCACUGAAGGAUACAGAGACGUACAGGUCACUAACAUGACCACCUCUUUCAGAGACGGGCUCGCAUUCUGUGCCAUCAUUCACGCCUUUAGACCUGACCUUAUACCUUUUGACAGUUUACAGAAAGGUGAUGUAGCUCGAAACAAUGAACUGGCUUUCAGAGUUGCUGAAGAAGAGCUAGACAUCCCAGCACUCCUGGACGUACAAGACAUGGUGGACCUUCCUGUGCCUGAUAAACUGAGCAUAGCAACGUACCUCAUUUCUUAUUACAAUCAUUUCAAAGAAAUGCAGCCUCAGAAGAGAAUGAAAAUGGCCGCAGAAGAAGAAGACAACAGUCCACAGUCAGUUCCUAAACUGACUUCAGCAGCAAAUCGAGUGACAGCUCGUAAAGAUGAACACGUGCUACGACCAACACAACAAGCUGUAGCUGCUGGCAUCAAGAGACCUUCUUCACCGCCUAAAGUAACCAAACCUGCUCCUGUUCUUCCUCCAGUGGAUAAGAGGCACAGUGUUGCACCCUCUCCCCCUACCGGAGGAGAGGGUUCGCCUGUUCCUAAGAAGCCAUCUCCCAAAGUGCCUCCUCGUCCAAUGUCCACUGUCAUCUCACAGUACGAGGCUAAGUCAACCACACCCACUGCCCCUCCUCCUUCUACUGUCACUAAGAAACCUUUGACCUCAACUGUAUCAACUCCGCCUGUAGUGUCACCAACUCGUACUGGUGGAGUGGGUGUGGUCACAAGAAGGUCAAAGUUUGCAGUGUCAAAGCCUGCGUCCACCAAUGAGAAACCGGUUGCCAUGGAGACAGAAGAACCUCAGAAGCUCCCAUCUCAAGUCCUCGUUCCUCCGGCAAAGCCUCCCACAAGACGAAGUCUAAAGAGAGGGGGCGUGGCAGGAGGAGGAGACAGUAUAGAUAUGUGUGAAGCCUGUCAUGAAAAGGUCUUCCUAAUGCAGAAAGUACACGUAGAAGGACACUUGUUCCACAGGGGGUGCUUUAAGUGUAAUAAGUGUAGGUCCACCUUACAGUCUAAAGUGUACGAGUAUGAGAACGAGACUGAUCGGUUUUACUGCCGACAGCAUUUUAGAGAAAUAACUCGACAGAAGUCAAUCAAAAGGACAAUGGAGGCUAGAGGUAUAAAAGCUUUUGAUGAGAAUGACAUACCAAAGAAACAAAAGACCAACGGUGAGUAUGUUACUGAUAAGAAGAGAGAGGUGACUGUUCCAGUAGCCACACCUACUCCUCCUGAGACAACAGCUGAUAAACAAAUAAAGGACUCACUCCCAUCUUUACUGUCGUCUUUAGCAGCUCAGAAGAAAAAGCAACCAGCAGCUGAUGGUAGUGGAGGUAUCCCUCCUCUUAGACCUCCUGCCAGUAGAGGACCCCCUCCUUUAAAAUCAAGUGUAUCGUCUCCAUCUGUCGUUAAACCUUUUGUACCUUCCCAACCUUCUCCGCCUACCAAUAGACCCAGACCACCAGCUCCUCCCACUAAACGACCAACUGAUCACACUCCUCCUCCUCCCCCUAGACCAGCUGCUCCUCCCUCACCCUCAGUCGCCAAUAAAUCAGCUCCUGUUUCAAAAUCAAAGUUUUGGGUAGGCAAUGAUCCAGCUGGUAAUGGAUCUUCUCCUGUUACUGGAGUCAGGAAGAAGACAGAGCUACAUAAAAAUGGUGAGAGAAGUCCUUCUGAUGUUAAAGAGACCCUGAGUCCAACCAGACCAGCAGUAGGUGAGUGGUGGAAGAAGAAGGAGAGAGAGGAGGCAGUAAAAGAAGAGAAUAAACCAGAAGGGACACGCCCAUUCCCUCCACCCACUCAAUCAAGUAACCCUCAGUCUGAUAUAAACCGAACCACGGUGCUCAUGCAUUAUGAGUUUGGCCCCUCCCACUUUGCUAAGAAUGAAGGAGCACAGAAAGUACUAGAGGAACAUUAUGAGUUUCAGCCGAGAGACCAUCGUGAUUCGGAACCUUCUCCGUAUGAAGUACCUCAAUCCAAUAAGCAGCAGCCUCCCAAACCGGCCCGUGGGAAAAGAAAGGGUGUGGCCAAAGAUCAACCCCACCCACCUCGUAACUCUGAAACCUGGAAGAAGCCCUAUGCCCUGACCCGUGUUGCUAGUGAUACUAAUGAGUAUGCUAUCAUUGGACCUGGAAAGACUAAGGCACCUGCUAGGGCUCCACCCAGUCGCCCCGCCCCUUUUGCUGCUCAUCAGAAAAAGAAGUCAUUGAUAUCACCUUAUGCUAUUAGUGAACUGAAUGAAGACUCACCAAUCAGAGAUAAUUUAAAGAGAGACAGACAGAGGAAGAUUGAGGAGUACCAGUCUCAGUUAGAAGAGGUGGAGACUAAACUGACCCAGCUGGAACAGGAAGGAGUCAGACUAGAGACACAGAUACGUAGUCAAGGAAAUGAUGAUGAUGGUGAUGACCAGUUGAUAGAGGAGUGGUUUAAUCUUGUUAAUCAAAGGAAUGACGUGGUGAAGAAUGAAGCAGAGCUGGUUUAUAUGAUUAGAGAUUUGGAACUAAUUGAACAACACGAUAUUCUUGAGCUUGAAAUAAGAACAAGACUAAGUAAAGAUGAUUCACUGAAGACAGAAUUAGAGAAAGUUGAAGAAGCUACCAUGAUAGAGGAACUGGUUGAGCUGGUUAUGAAAAGGGACAAACUUUUGUGGGAAUUUGACGAUAAUAAAUUGAGGGAGGAAGAGACUGUGUAAUGUAUAACUAUUGUACAUAAUUAAUGAUUAUUAUUGUUUUUAUUAUUAUUAAUGUUCAUGAUCAAAGUGUUUCUCUAUUCUACAAUCAUGUGUGAUUUUUAUGAUAAUAAUUAUUAAAUAUUUUAUUUAUU